Molecule: messenger RNA, 2681 nt
Organism: Girardinichthys multiradiatus
Lineage: Eukaryota; Metazoa; Chordata; Actinopteri; Cyprinodontiformes; Goodeidae
Gene: rnf14
Product: ring finger protein 14
Exons: 9
Coding region: 130-1566 (478 amino acids)
Biological process (GO): positive regulation of proteasomal ubiquitin-dependent protein catabolic process; ubiquitin-dependent protein catabolic process; protein polyubiquitination
Cellular component (GO): ubiquitin ligase complex; cytoplasm
Molecular function (GO): ubiquitin conjugating enzyme binding; ubiquitin protein ligase activity; zinc ion binding
Source: RefSeq, a predicted model, not a curated record
GACCCUAUCAUUCUCUAGCUAACCGGGAGCGCCUAGGGUGGCGCUGUCGAACCUAAACUGACUCGUCAUGACAAGAACCAGUCAAAAGGGGCAGAAGUCGUUUGUACUUGGGACACACAAGGUAUGUAAAUGUCUGAGGAUAAGGAAGCCCAGGAAAACGAACUGCUUGCUUUAGCAAGUAUCUAUGAUGAAGAGGAGUUCCGACAGGCGGAGUCUGCUCAAGGAGGAGAGAUACAACUGUGUCUGGAGCUCCCUCCUGAUUUCAAGCUGGUUGUAAAAGGAGAGAAGACAGCUGAAUAUAAUGUCUGCUUUUUGCCUCCUCUGGUGCUCAAUUUUGAGCUUCCGGCAGACUAUCCAUCUACAUCCCCACCGAUCUUUUCACUCAGCUCCAAAUGGAUGGCCAAAGCUCAGCUGAGCUCUCUCUGCCAGCACUUGGAUGAGUUGUGGGAAGAAAACCGGGGUUUCGAGGUUCUCUUCACAUGGAUCCAGUUUCUCAAAGAGGAGACUCUAGACUUUCUGAGCAUCCAGUCUCCUCUUGAACUCAACAGAAGCAGCAGUAAGGGUCUAGGUGAACGACGGAAAACGGAUCCAGCAGCCAAAGCUGGGGCACAGUGCGUGAGUCUGUCUGAAAAACCCGAGGAGAAGAAACCAGAGGUGAACAAAGAGAUCUCUGAACAGCACUUUUCAUCGUCAUCUCAGUUGGACCCGCGUGCUGUGGUUUUGAAGGACCCGCACUCUGACCCCUUACCUCAGCUCCUGGACUUUGAUGAGGGGCAGCGGCAGAGGGUGUUUGACAACAAGGUGUUCUGCUGUGGGAUCUGUUUUUCAGAUAAGCUGGGCUCCAACUGUCUCUGCUUCAAGGGGUGCCAACAUGUUUACUGCAAGGUGUGCAUGGCCGAGUACUUUCAGAUUCAAAUACGGGAUGGCAAUGUCCAGUGCCUUAACUGCCCUGAACCCGAAUGUACCUCAUUAGCCACUCCGUCACAGGUGAAGCAGCUUGUGGACGACGAGUUGUUCGCCCGAUACGACCGUUUGCUCCUUCAGUCAAGUUUGGACCUUAUGGCUGACGUUGUCUACUGUCCCCGUCAGUCCUGUGGCACUGCUGUAAUGGUGGAGCCAGACACAACCAUGGGCAUUUGCUCGGUUUGUCAGUAUGCUUUCUGCACGCUGUGCAAGCUGGGCUAUCAUGGUGUCUCCCAUUGUAAAAUAACUGCAGAUGAUCUGCGUAACAUAAGAGAUGAGUACCUGUCAUCCACCUCUGAGGGCCAGAAGUUCAUGGAGCAACGCUUUGGGAAGAGGGUGGUCCAAAAAGCGGUGGAGGAAUCCUUUAGCAGGGACUGGCUCAAAGAGAACUGCAAAUGCUGCCCACGCUGUGGAACCAACAUACAGAAAGUGGAUGGCUGUAACAAGAUGACGUGUACUUCUUGUAAACAGUACUUCUGCUGGCUGUGCCUCGGUGUCCUCAGCAAAGUCAACCCAUACAGUCACUUUAACAACCCACAUUCACCCUGUUAUAACCAACUCUUCCACGGUGUCGAGGAGGACUGGAGCGACGAGGAGGACUGACACCAGAGGAGCGCCUCACAGCUGUACAUGUUACCUAAAUGCACUUUAUCCUUCAUCUCACGACCGUCACUUCAUCUGCCCUGGAGCUCAAAUGCCACUACAGUCGCGUACCUUAACACAGUUGUCAUGUGUUUUGAACGUUGCCAUGCCACAGAGAAGACAACAAGACAGUCAGCUCUGGGAAGUGUUUAUAGUCGCAGUGAAAUAUCAAAAUGCUACGGUUCUUCUGAACAACCUACACACAGCUGUAGGGUGGGUUAGUUGUUGCUAAGGGAUCCAGCAGUUUGUCUAACAAACUUUCUGACUGAAAAUGAAUUAUUUUAAACAUUCAAAACUCAAAUUAAGAGAAGAUUUGACAAAUAAGGUAUGUAGGUUAGAUCCACAAUUUUUAUUCCCACUCUUUUUCUCUGUGUUGGGGCAUUUUCCAGCCUUGUAAUAACCAAGACAAUAUGGAGGAUCCAGUGAACGUUUUAUGUUGAAAAUUUAACUUGCCUGGUCCCGUAUGUGAAAAGUAGAACAUGACAGUUUUGAAAUUCGAGAUAAACUUAACAAAAUAUUUCUGUCCUAUAAGGUAGGGGUAAAAAUGCCAUGACAUGAGUUCCUAACUGAAAUCUGUUUCUCUGCUAUGAUAAAGUCUGAGCACAAUACAACCGUGAACAGUUUGAGUGUCUUUAAAGUUCAGUGCAUUGGCCUUUAUAUUUUGCUGCUGGAAUUAUGAUUAUAGUAUGUGGGGAUGAAAACAGGUGCUUAAGUCAGGGUUUGUGGUGGACCCAUUGCUAAUUGCAAAUACAUUUUUGAAUAAUAAUAGACUAGUGAAUUCACAACUUACGAUUAUUUUUUGUUAUGAUGCCGAAACGUGUGAAAAAGAAGCAAAGAAAUCCAGGAAAAACAUACCAAAUAUCUAUUUAACUUUUUUGUUGAAAAGGAACCCAAUACAACCAGAACAUAAAAUUUGUUCCAUUUUGGCAUGUGAUGUGCUGGUUUUCAACUUCUCACUGAAAACUAUGGGUUUGAAGUUGGUGUGCACUUGGUAAAACAAAUCUUAAUUUCAGCCUUAAAACGCAUGAACUUGCAGUUAGUUUGCAGAAUCAUAUUCAAUAAAUAUUCCAAAAACA